Molecule: messenger RNA, 2938 nt
Organism: Megalobrama amblycephala (Wuchang bream)
Lineage: Eukaryota; Metazoa; Chordata; Actinopteri; Cypriniformes; Xenocyprididae
Product: zinc finger protein 85-like
Exons: 2
Coding region: 64-1326 (420 amino acids)
Cellular component (GO): nucleus
Source: RefSeq, a predicted model, not a curated record
AAGCCAUUCACAUGUGAUCAGUGUGGGAAGAGUUUCAGUCAAUCAGCAAACCUUAAAGCACACAUGAGGAUCCACACAGGAGAAAGACCGUUCACAUGUGAUCAAUGUGACAAAACAUUUAUUAGGUCAUCAGACCUAAAGUCACACCAGACAGUUCAUACAAAGGAGAAGCCACAUUCAUGUUCUGUGUGUGGAAAGAGUUUUUUACUGCUGUGUAGUUUACAAAAACAUGAGAAAAUUCAUACUGGUGUGAGAGAGUAUGUGUGCUUUGAGUGUGAGAGAACUUUUACUACAGUAAAAACUUUAAAACAGCACCAGAGAAUUCACACUGGAGAAAAACCUUACAAGUGUUCACAGUGUGACAAGAGAUUUAGUCAGUUAUCAAAUCUAAAAACACAUGAGAUGAUCCACACUGGAGAAAAACCUUACAAGUGUUCACAUUGUGACAACAGAUUCAGUCAGUUAGCACAUAUGAAAACACAUGAGAUGAUCCACACUGGAGAAAAACCUUACAAGUGUUCACAGUGUGACAAGAGAUUCAAUAAGUCAUCAGCUCUGAAAACACAUGAGAAGAUCCACACUGGAGAAAAACCUUACAAGUGUUCACACUGUGACAAGAGAUUCACUCAGUCAGUAAAUCUGAAAACACACGAGAGGAUCCACACAGGAGAAAAACCUCACAUGUGUUCACAGUGUGGCAUGAGAUUCAAUAUGUCAUCAUCUCUGAAAACACAUGAGAUGAUCCACACUGGAGAAAAACCUUACAAGUGUUCACAGUGUGACAAGAGAUUCAAUAUGUCAUCAUCUCUGAAAACACAUGAGAUGAUCCACACUGAAGUAAAUCUGAAAACACACAAGAGGAUCCACACUGGAGAAAAACCUUACAAGUGUUCACAGUGUGGCAUGAGAUUCAGUGAUUCAUCAUAUCUGAAAACACAUGAGAGGAUCCACACUGGAGAAAAACAUUACAAGUGUUCACACUGUGACAAGAGAUUCAAUCAGUCAUCAACUCUGAAACGGCAUGAGAAGAUCCACACUGGAGAAAAACCUUACAAGUGUUCACACUGUGACAAGAGAUUCAGUCGGUCAUCAAAUCUGAAAACACAUGAGAGGAUCCACACUGGAGAAAAACCUUACAAGUGUUUACACUGUGACAAGAGGUUCAAUAAGUCAUCAUCUCUGAAAACACACAAGAGGAUCCACAGCAGAGAGAAGCCGCACACGUGUGAUCAGUGUGGAAAGAGUUUCACUAUUAAAAGUCACCUGAAGAUACACAUGAAGAUCCAUGCAGUGGAGAAACCACAUCACCACAGUGUGAAAUCAUGAUAAGUAGUUCAUUUUUAUGUGCUGAACAAAAAAAUCUCUUUUGUGUAAGUUAGCCACAGCCAAAUCUCUCCUCUCCAGCUAUAGUUGGCACCAUGGGCGACAAGUUUUAUUUAUUUAUAUUUUUUUGCAGUUACUAAACAUAUUUUUGUACCUGCAUCAGCAAAUUAUUCACAAAAAUUUUAAGCAAACAAGUUUAACCCUUUAACGACCCAGUGGUCCGUUAGUGGGACUGAUAAGAGUGUUAUAAGGUUAAACAAGUUGUUUUUUUAAAUGAGGAGUAUACCAUCUAACUAAUCUUUUAUUAUGCUCGCAGUGCGUCGGUUAAAUGAAUUGCGAUAUUUAAUAAUAAAAGUAGCAUAAUAAUAACAAUAAUCCACUAUACGCCACUGUGAAGGGAUAAACGGUGUUCAGGCAGCAAAUGUCCCAUUAAUUACAUGAUGUCUGGUAAUAGUAUAGAAAAGUUUUUAUUGCGCAUGUGUCAAACUCGGUGAUCCACGUGCAUCUGUGGUUUAGUAUACUUUGAAAGAUGCACGGACACGACUGCACGUGAGACACGUCCAGGCGCGUAAAGUGAAAUAGACCCGGGGCUUGAUGGCGCGCUGUCUUUCCGCGCUCACAGGCAAAGAAUUAUCUUUGAAAGGCUUGCACACUCAACUGUGCGCGAGAUGGAGCAGAACAUGGGAAAUGACAUAUACCCCGGCCUUAACCACUCCAAAUUGUAGUGGACUGGAGCUGACAUCUGACUUUGGGAAAAAUACCCCCAAUGUCCCCCAUGUUAUUAUGUCUUGACAUGGAGUUUAACUGUUGCUGGUUGAUGUGAGAUGCAUUCUGGGAUACCUGGCUGUCUCAAGUCCCCUCUCGACGCAUCCUCUAUAAAAGUCGGAUCAAGAACACAUCCGGGGAUUUGAACUGUACUUGGCUAGAUGUGAACUUUGAAUUGGAUCAGUACUCGGGCAGCAGCUGAUGACGUUUCAAAAACAGACAAGAACGCAUAUUAAAAAAUGGAUAACUAAUGAAUGAAUGAGGCAUUUAUAUAGCACUUUACUAUGUACUACUGUACACCGUAAGUGCUUCACAAUCACAUCAGGGGUCGCUCCUCAUCCACUGGAUAAUUCAACAGCAGACACAGAGCAACAGCACCAAGAUCAAAUCUGUGGUUUAUUGAUAAAGAAAGCGCCUAUUUGAAAAUUUGAUCUGACGUUGUCGGAGUUGUGAGAUCCAGACGAUCACUGGGCUUUCAGCGCUCAUGUACACCGCCGAGAGCAGCCUUACCUCGGCUAGUCCUUCUGAUGAUUGCCGCUGACUCUGAUGACUCUGUAGUGGUUAAACAUGAGAUAUAAUUCAUCUUUUGUAACAGGCAAUCUUUGGUCUCAUUAAUCUAUAAUUUGUUCCCUGGAAAAUCGUUUUGGCUGAGGGUAAAGUAAAGUUUCAUAACUUUAUAUAUUUAGGCUAUUUAACUUUACUGUUGUAGUCUAUUAGAGCGUUGACUUUGAACGUUUGACUGAACCGUUUGCUUUAAUGUUUAUUGUAGCUUCUUAUACAUGUAAAUGUACCUUUUGCUUAUAUUUUUAUAAUGGCUGUUAUUGAUCAUUAAAACUGACAUUUAACAAAA